UGUGGCGGGGCCUUCAUCUCUCGCAGCUGGAGCUCCGGGUCUCAUCUUUACUCCUCUGUGUCCUCUACUCUUAGAGGUCUAAUCUCUGAGGCCCUGUGACCUGUAGGUAUUGGGAGCUGGACCCCCUGGAAGCCUAGAAAUGGGGCCGUUGACAUUUAGAGAUGUGGCCAUAGAAUUCUCUCUGGAGGAGUGGCAAUGCCUGGACACUGCUCAGCAGGAUUUGUAUAGAAAAGUGAUGUUAGAGAACUACAGGAACCUGGCCUUCUUGGGCAGAUCCGAUCACUUUUCUGCAGCAAGGAAAAGAUCCCUGGAAUAUGAAGAGACACAGUAUGGCAGCCACACCCCCAGAUGGAAUCUUACUCUGUCAGAGGCUGCAGUGCAGUGGCUGGAUCCUGGCUCACUGCAACCUCUGCCUCCUGGGUGGGGGUGAUUCUCCUGUGUCAGCCUCCCUAAUAGCUGGGACUACAGAUGCGUGCCACCAUGCCCAGGUGAUUUUUGUAUUUUUAUUAGACAGAUUUCACCAUGUUGGCCAGAAUUGUCUCAAUCUCUUGACAUUGUGAUCCGCCCACCUCGGCCUACCAACGUGCUGGGAUUACAGACUUGCGCCACCACACCCAGCUAUCUAUAGUUUUUUAUGUAUAAGGUUAUUCCUCAAACAACUUUUUACUAAUUUGUCUUCAAUUUCAAUGAAUAAAAAAAUAUGCUUUUUAUUCAUUAUUUUGCCACAUAUUUCCAGUGCUGUGUUAAAAUAGAAGCAUUGACAAUGGACACAAUAUAGUUUUAUAUUGGUGUCUGUGAAAACAAACAACUCCUCAAGUUUGCAUACACUGAUUUCAGGAGGUAAAGAUCUUUUGUUGGCUUCUCAGGGUUCUAAAAUGCCUCCGGGGUUUGUAGUGAAUUGGGUUGUAACUUGGUCACAAGGCUUCUGCGUCUGCACUAGGGUCCACAUUUAGUUGGCUUGUUACAAGGGGCUUAGGUAGUUGUAAUUCCCAGUGUGUUUUGUUUUUUUUAAUUGAAUAUUCUUCAGGACUUUUACAUGUGGAGCAGGCACUAGAGUAGGUUUCUACAGUCAGGUCCAUAUAAAACGGCCUUUAUAUCAGGAUGUGAAUGAGUACGGCUUUCACUGAGUACCAGAGAAAAUUUCUGGGUUUCUGUAUAGACAGAAUAGGCCAUGAACGGUUCCCCAUGGAACUGGAACUGAGUCAGUGACCUGCUUCAGGGACCACAGUAAAGAUCAAGGUCUAUAGGCCUGCCUGCAUGGCUACAAAUGGGUAUCUUCCUCCAGGUCUCAGGAAUGCCAGGACCUCUCCCAAACUGUAACUGGGAGGAGUUUGAGAUGGUUUCAGAGUAACUUCAGAAUUAUCUCCCAAACUGUAACUGCGGGGAGUUUGAGAUGCCUUCAGAGUAACUUUAGUAUUCUCAGCGAGACCAAGUUGGCUGGGCCAUUUCUGUAUCUGUAGCCAAGAUCAGGGGCCCUGUAGUUUCCCACAUGAAUGAGGACCUGCCCUUUGAAAAGGAACACUCCUCAAUGUUGGGCUUCAGCAGAGUUUCACAACUCUCUCCCUAAAUCUCAAAGCUCUCUUAAAGGCGUUUAUACUGGAGACAAGGUCUUGCUUUAUUACCCAGGCUGGUCUUGAAGUCCAGGCCUGAAGCAGUUCUUCAACCUCUAUGUACCAUGUAGUUGUCAUUACAGAUUUGAGCCAUGAUGCUUGACUCCCUCAUAAGGCAUUUAUUUAAGAAAUGGAUGAGGCAUUUUCUUGUUGAGGGAGGGAUAAGCAAAUAUAGCUGUUUUCAUUUUUUGAUCCUACUGAUGUUUCUCUUGCUAUACAUUUUUAUUUUCUAUCUUCUAUUUUAAAUUGAUCUGUAAUUCUAGAUUAGGACAUUUAGGACAGUAUGCCAGAAUGUACAUGUAAUGCCUAAAAUAAUUAAGAUAAUUGGUAGACACUCCAUGUGUAAUAAAAUAGUUACUUAUAAAUUUAAAUUUUCUUCAGGCAAAAAAAAAAAAAAAAAACCAGGAUUUUUCCCUGCCUGUUUUAGCAUAUGUCUAAAUGAUAAUAUAAUUUAUUGCUAAAUAUUUGUUUAAUAUAUCAGAGGUUUUAAAUAUAUUUUGAAAAAAUAUAUUUUUUAUAUUUAGCAAUGUAAGGCUAUUCGUUGCUUCUAAAGUUUCAUUACAGCCAUUUUAUUUUGUGUACAAAUAGCUUAUGUUUAAAACAUAAAAGUUAUCUUUUCUUUUUUUUUUUUUUCUUUUCUUUUUUUUUGAGAUAGCAUUUCACUCUUGUUGUCCAGGCUAACCUUCUGCCUUCCCAGUUCAAGUGAUUCUUCUGCCUCAGCCUCUUAAGUAGUUUUAAUUACAGGUGCCCGCCACCAUGCCCAGUGAAGUUUUUUGUAUUUUUAUUGGAAACCGGGGAUUCACCAUGUUGGCCAGGCUGGUCUUCAACUCCUGACCUCAGGUGAUUUGCCUGUCUCAGCCUCGCAAAGUGCCAGGCUUACAGAUGUGAGCCACUGCGCCUGGCCACUCAUUUUUUUUUUUUUUGAUGCUUAUUUAUUAAAAGUUUCUCCUUUGAAUAUUUUGUUUAUAAUUAUACUGAAUGCUCUCUGAAAUUUUACUGCCACACAGUGCAUGCCGAUGAUUCAAAAUACCUGCCUUUUAUGAGUACAGUUACAGUGAAAUACUAUAGUUAGAGAAAUUGUUUAAUGGUACAUUAAUGUUGCAUACCAGAUAUUAUGAGUGAACAUGUCUUUUAUUGCUGUGCAGUUUCAUAUUAGUGGUUUUUUUAGUGUAGGUUUCUUAACAUCAGCUUAUUGUGUUUUUUGUUUUUUCUUAUGUGUUUUAAUUUUAGUCAAUUGGCAAUUCUGUGCGUAUACUUUAAGUCAAUAUGAGGUUUAAUUAAAAGCCAUAUGUCGCCAGGCACGGUGGCUCACGUCUGUAAUCCCAGCACUUUGGGAGGCUGAGGCAGGCGGAUCACCUGAGGUCGGGAGUUUGAGAGCAGCCUGACCAACAUGGUCUCUUAAGAAAAAAAAAAAAUCUGGGCAGAAUGCCACGUGCCUGUGGUCCCAGGUACUCUGGAGGCUGAGGUGGAAGAAUCUUGAGCCAAGGAGUGUCCAGACUGCAGUGAGUGAGCUAGGAUGAUAACACUGCACUCCAGAAUUUAACAAUAUAUAUCUGUCUCUCUCCCUCUGUCUCUCUCCCUCCGUCCCUUCACCUCUCUCCCCCAUCUUUCUUUAAAAAAAUAAUAAUAAAAUAAAUUUUUAAAAAAAGAUAGCCAUAUGUCCGUCACAGAUUAGAUAUGUUUGUUUGUUUAUCUAUAAAUAUGACCCCAAUAUUGGUUAUAGCGUAACUUGUAUAUAUUCUUUGUUAGGUGAUUUUCAGUGGUUGUUUUAUCCUGUAUAAGCAAAUAAUCAUGGAAAAAUUUUUACCAUUUCUUAUUUUCACCAUGUAUUUAAUGAUGAAUACAUAUUUCUUUGUGUAAGAGAAACAUGUCUGUGGUGUGAAGGUAAUUUCUGAAAACAUUUAUGAAUCUGUAUUUUUUGCAGUUUUUCCUUUAGAAAAGUGUAAAAACAUGAAAUUUUGCAUCUUAAAUCUACUUAAGGGUACAUUUCAGGGUCAGAUAUGUAGGUGGCUCACAUCUUUUGUUUCAGAUAUUUCAGAGGCCAAGACAGGAAGUUCACUUGAGCUUAAAAGUUUAAGACCAGCCUGGGCAACAUAUAAAUAUUUCUUCUUUACAAAAAGAUAUUAAAAAAAUAGGCAUUGUGGUAUGCACCUGUGGCUCCAGAUACUUGGGAGAUGGAGAGAGGAGGAUUACUUGAGCCUGGCAGUUUGAGGCUAAAGUGAGCCUUACUUGUGCCACUUCACUUUAGCUUGAGUGACAGAGUGAGACCCUGUGUUGUCAGAAGUUUUACAUUUCAGGCAUGUUAAGUAUAUUCACGUUGUUAGGAAAAAAACUUCUAAAAGUUUUACAUCUCGUGAACCUAAAAGCAAAUACUCAUUAAGUAACAACAAUCCAUUUGCCCUCUCCCCAGCCCUUGACAAACGCCCUUCCAAUUUCUGUUUUUGUAUGUAUGACUACUUAAUACAUGUAAGUGAAAUCAUACAGUAUUCAUCACUUCAUUACUGGUUUAUAUAAUAGGUGAUAUAAUAUUUGCAAUGUUUACCUUAAAAUGUGACAGAAUUUUCUUUGUCAAUACUGAAUAACAGUGAUUUGUAGUAGCUUUAAAAACAAAUAAAAAGUACUGAAUAAUAUUCCACUGUAUGUAUAUGUUACAUUUUUGUUUAUAAAUCAAGAGACAUCUGAGUUGCUUCAGCCUUUUGUCUUUUGUGAAUAUGGGUCCAAUAAAUACGGAUGUUCAAAUAUA
Callithrix jacchus (white-tufted-ear marmoset) is the source of this 4353-nucleotide messenger RNA. NCBI's taxonomy places the organism in Eukaryota, Metazoa, Chordata, Mammalia, Primates, Cebidae. The record is from RefSeq and is a predicted model, not a curated record.